UAUCAUUUUUUUUUUUUUGGCCAAUUAACUCUCUCGAGUCUCGUCCCUCCAGCCUGCGAUUGCAGCUUCUGCUUCUUCUUCUUCUUCUUCUUCUUCUUCUUUUUUUUUUUUUGCUUUUAUUUUUUUUUUGGGGUUUCUCUGUUAAUAUCUCAUACGCCGUGAAGUGGAUUCGAUCCAAUCCAUACGCAAGUUAUUGGAAUCGGCUUGAUUCAGAUUGUUCGGUUUCGUUUCGAUCGUUUGCUGCGCUCUCGUCGGUCGGCUUUCGCUGAAUCCGGGAUUUUUCGAGAGUUUGGCGAGACGCCUGCGCUAGGGUUACCGAGGCCGCAGAUCUGAGUCCGUUUGGUUCCGUGGAGGGGAUUUCACCGUAUAAUUCAAAAUGUUUUGGCGUAUGGCGGGGUUGUCCACUACGUCUCCUGUGGAGACUAUUUUGGAUAAGGAAAAUUUUACAUUGGAGGAGCUUCUUGAUGAGGAUGAAAUUAUUCAAGAAUGCAAAGCUCUUAAUGGCCGCCUUAUCAAUUAUUUGCGAGAAAGAGCUCAGGUUGAACAGCUCAUUCGAUAUAUUGUGGAAGAAUCUCCCGAGGAUUCAGAAAAGAGGCGAACUUUCAAGUUUCCUUUUAUUGCUUGUGAGAUUUUUACUUGUGAAGUUGAUAUUAUACUCAAAACCCUGGUUGAGGAUGAGGAGUUGAUGAACUUGCUAUUUUCCUUUGUGGAACCAGAACAUCCCCAUAUUACUCUAUUGGCUGGGUACUUUAGCAAGGUUGUCAUAUGCCUGUUGUUGCGUAAGACUGUUCCUUUUAUGCAUUAUAUUCAAGCUCAUCAGGAUAUAGUCAAGAAGCUAGUUGAUCUGAUUGGGAUUACAUCUAUCAUGGAGGUUUUAAUACGCCUGAUUGGUGCUGAUGAACAUAUGUAUACAAACUAUAUGGAAGCAAUGCAGUGGAUAGAAGGCACAGAUGUGCUAGAGAUGAUUGUGGAUAAGUUCAAUUCUUCAGACUCUCCUGAAGUUCAUGUUAAUGCAGCAGAAACACUUUGCGCUACCACACGAUUUGCUCCACCCGGGCUUUCUGCUAAAAUUUCCAGCCCAAGUUUUAUAGGAUGGCUUAAGUUCCUAUGGUUUUGUGUUUGCAGUUUUAUAGGAAGGCUAUUUCGUCAUGCUUUGGAAGACUCACGACCAAAGUCUGUUCUGGUCAACUCAUUGUCUGUUUGCAUAUCUUUGUUAGACCCCAAGAGGCAAACCUUGGGAAUGUAUCAUACAUACAACCGCCAAGUUACUCAGGGAUCUACAGUAACUGCUAAUCCUGAGACAAUUGAAGGCAUGCUAGAGAGUCUAAGUGAUUUACUCAAGCUUUUGGAUGUUUCAUCUGCGGAGAAUGUCCUAUUAACUACUUAUGGCAAGUUACAACCACCUCUUGGAAAACAUCGCUUAAAGAUUGUGGAGUUCAUCUCGGUCUUGGUGACCGUCGGCAGUGAAGCUGCAGAAAAGGAAUUAAUUCGCCUUGGAGCUAUACAGAGAAUUUUAGACUUGUUCUUUGAGUAUCCGUACAAUAACUUCCUGCAUCAUCACAUAGAGAGCAUACUAAUGUCAUGUUUGGAGAGCAAGAAUGCUCCUCUUAUUGAUCAUCUUCUUCAGGAGUGCAAUCUUGUUGCGAGAAUUCUUGAAGCUGAAAAAAAUAAUAAAUUGGAAACUGAUUCAAACAAGCCAACUGUCCCUGCUGAGGGUAGAUCACCUCCAAGGAUAGGGAAUAUUGGACACUUAACGCGUAUAUCUAACAAACUUGUUCAAUUGGGGAAUAGCAGCAGUGAGAUUCAGGCGUAUUUGCAGGAGAAUGGUGAAUGGAACGAGUGGUACACAAAUGUUCUAUCAAAGCAGAAUGCGGUGGAAAAUGUCUAUCAGUGGGCCUGUGGGCGGCCAACAGCACUUCAUGAUCGGACUAGGGAUAGUGAUGAUGACGAUUACCAAGAUAGAGACUAUGAUGUUGCAGCCCUAGCGAAUAACUUAAGCCAGGCUUUUCGAUAUGGCAUUUACAGUAAUGAUGACAUUGAUGAGGCUCAUGGCUCACUUGAACGAGAUGAUGAGGAUGUCUAUUUUGAUGACGAAUCUGCCGAAGUAGUUUUAUCUUCUCUGCGUCUAGGAGAUGACCAAGAAAGUGGCUCACUAUUUACAAAUUCCAACUGGUUUGCUUUUGAGAAUGACAGAAUUGCCAAUGAACGCUCAACUGCCUCGCUCGCUUCUCCAUCACCUAAUACUGAGGGGGAUGACGUUAUUAAUUGCAGCAGUGAUGAUAAUGUCGUUAUUUGUGAAGACGAUGACUUGGUUGACACUGCAACAUCUUCUCCAGAAACGGGAACAAAAUCAGAAAACACUACACAUCUCAUGUCUGAAAACUCAAGGGAAACAGGAGAUGGUGAAACUGAUAAGCCACCUGAAUGGGUUGAAUGGAGGGAGACUUCAGAUUCUGGUGAUCCAACUGAUGUCGUUCUACCCAACGGUAAGACUCAAGUUGGAUCAAAACCUAGUGAAUCAGAUGUAGCUGAAUCUUCAUCAUCCACUAAUGAAUUGGAGAAGAAUGAUGGAACUUCUGCUGAAGAAUCGCUGGUUUCAACUUAUGAGAAUCCCAGCUCUGAUCCUUCCAAGCAGGAAUUGGAUAAUGGGAAUCCGAGUCUAGGCCCAACCACUUCUAGUGAUGGCGUGAUGGCCGAAGGUGCUCCUGAGACAGAAGAUGACAAAAAAGAUGUUAAUCAAACAGGGAACUGAUGUAAAUUUUCAAGUACCGGUUUGAUCGAGCUAACUCGUACAUUGCAACGUUGUUCGGGUGGGAAGACAGUCUUACAGGUUGGGUAGGCGACUGUCACUUCAGGGCCUCCUGUACAUCAUGAGUGGGGGGGAAUGUUAAAUAGGGCAGAUGAUUCUUUAUCCCCACCCAUGGACAGUUGGUUCUCUUCGUCUCUUUAUCUCUCCCCCUCUCAAUAUCGAGAAAAUUGGAAAGGGAAAGAUCAUUUACCUUUUUGCUAGGUGAUAAAAACUGAAUGCCACAUAUUGCAUGGAUUUUUAGCACAAGAUCGAGUCUACGUCUAUUGUACCAUUUUCCUUCUUCAAGAAGAUUUAGUAUUAUUGAAAAUUUCACCUGGAAUGUCUUGUUUGUCUUACAAAUAAGCACUUUAUGGAUUUCAAUCCAGUCAAGUAAGGCUACACUUUUUUAGUGUACCCUUUGUAAAUAUAAUUAUGUUCUGGCCACGAUUUUGCAUUUUAAGAGUUGGGGCAUUGCUUCCGUAA
Messenger RNA from Carya illinoinensis, 3271 nucleotides. Its product is annotated as serine/threonine-protein phosphatase 6 regulatory subunit 3-like. Bases 377 to 2752 code for a protein of 791 amino acids. The record is from RefSeq and is a predicted model, not a curated record. Lineage: Eukaryota; Viridiplantae; Streptophyta; Magnoliopsida; Fagales; Juglandaceae. The transcript is spliced from 19 exons. Gene Ontology annotation, molecular function: protein phosphatase binding; protein phosphatase regulator activity.